This is a messenger RNA of Linum trigynum, 3786 nucleotides long. The record is from the annotation of a GenBank genome assembly. NCBI's taxonomy places the organism in Eukaryota, Viridiplantae, Streptophyta, Magnoliopsida, Malpighiales, Linaceae.
CCUCCAGAAAAUGCAACCAUAAAUACCCUUCCAACUACCGUUCUUCCCUUUCAGCGCUCUCUGCUUCUCGGCUUCUCACGUUUUCCCUUCCGCCAACCAAACACCCAAACCAACCCAAGUACGGCAGCCAUUACUGGCCUCCGCUCCAGCUCAGACAAACUCUCUGCUCCCUCAUUCAAAGCUUCCUUUUCCCUCCCUCUGAUUUGCUACCUAGCUAGCUGGAGACGAAUUAAAUGUCCCCCCAAUUUCCCGACUCUGUACUACUUAUUCAACUCGGCCAUCGAUUACAAAGAUCGUCGUCUUCUUCCUCUAGAAACUUGCAGUAGACGCAGAUAGCUGGAGAGAGAGAAACGAUCGGAUUCGAUUUUGAUUUUCCUUCUCUUCUCUUCUCUUCUCCUAGUCCUUUUUGAAUUUGUAGGUCUGAUUUUUGGACCGGUCUCUUGAUUGAGGGGUUUGGAAGAGAAUGUUAGAGAGCGGCCAGCAGUACGGCGACUACUCCGACGGCGAUUUGAGUUUGAAAACCACGAAUUCUUCCGACAGUUCGAUGAGCAGCUCCUGCGAGAGCUGCAGCUCCUACAGCCGACUCUCGUUUGACGUCUCCGCCGCUGCCGCGGCGGCGAGAUCAUCGCCGGAGAACAACCUCACGCUCAAGCCCCACCGCUCCUCCGAUUUCGCCUACUCAGCCAUCCGGAGCAAGAGCGGGCUCACCUUCCGCGACUUCCGCCUCCUCCGCCGCAUCGGCGCCGGCGACAUCGGCACCGUGUACCUCUGCCGGCUCAACCACGGGGAGGAGGCCGACGACGGCUCGGAGUGCUUCUACGCGAUGAAGGUGGUGGACAAGGAGGCCCUCGCGGUGAAGAAAAAGGAGCAGAGGGCCGAGAUGGAGAAGAAGAUCCUGAAGAUGCUCGAUCAUCCGUUCCUGCCUACGCUGUACGCCGAGUUCGAAGCCUCUCAUUUCUCUUGCAUUGUGAUGGAGUACUGCUCCGGCGGCGACUUGCAUUCUCUCCGCCAUAAGCAGCUUCAUAAGCGGUUCUCUCUCGCCUCCGCUAGGUUUUACGCGGCGGAGGUACUGGUGGCGCUGGAGUAUCUCCACAUGCUGGGAAUCAUCUACAGAGAUCUGAAACCGGAGAACGUGUUGGUCAGAUCGGACGGUCACAUCAUGCUCUCCGACUUCGACCUUUCACUCUGCUCGCACGCAAUCCCAGCCGUUGAAUCUCAUCCGACGCCUUCUUCCGCUUCUUUCUCCCCAGAAGGAGAAGAUCCCGCUUCACCGUCGCCGCAGCGGCGGCCACCGCAGUUCUCGUGCCUCCCGACCUGGGUCUUCCGGUCGAAGAAAAUCCAGACGCUGAACCCGAACCCGAAAAGACUCUUCGUCGCCGAACCGGUCACCGCCCGGUCAUGUUCCUUCGUCGGGACCCACGAGUACGUGGCACCGGAGGUCGCCUCCGGCGGGUCCCAUGGCAACGCAGUGGACUGGUGGGCCCUGGGUAUUUUCAUCUACGAGCUCAUCUACGGGCGGACUCCGUUCGCCGCGCCGUCCAACGACCAGACGCUGCGGAACAUCGUGAAGAGGCCGCUGACCUUCCCGACCCAGACGCCGGCGUCGACGAUGGAGCUUCACGCGCGGGAGCUGAUAUCCGGGUUGCUGGACAAGGACCCGACCCGGAGGCUCGGGUCGAAGCGGGGAGCCGCCGACGUGAAGACCCACCCGUUCUUCAAGGGCUUGAACUUCGCGCUGAUACGGACGGUGACGCCGCCGGCUGUGCCCAGCUUACGGAGGCAGAGAACGACUCCGGCGGCGAUGCACCGCCCCGCCGCGGGGAAGACGAGAAGCGCGUCGAGUUUUGACUAUUUCUAGCUAGGUAGCUGGUCGGCCGGGAAUAUAGGAGAAGGAUGCGCCACGUCAACGUGUGUGCGCGUGUAGUGGGUAUCCUGCUAUGUUUUUGCUACUGGCGGUACAGGAAGGAAUACAGCUUUUUUUGUACAUUUUUAGAAUAGCGCUUUUUUUUAUAAUUUUUUACCGCUUUCUGAUGUUUCAAGCUUUGCUUUUUUAGUUUUUACCCCCUGUAAUUUCUUUUUUAACUCCUCAUGAGAGAGAGAGGGGGUUACCUUUGAGAGAGGUUAGGAGAACUUAAUCACAUGAUUAACAUGGGUAAUGAUACGAUACUUAAUGCAUUUUGAUUCCGAAGUCUGUCACUCGUUAGUUAGGGUCGUGGAGGUGGUGAUCCUCCACCGUUUUCAAAUUAUAGUUGAAGUGACAUGUAAAAGUGGUGACAAAUUUGAUAAUAAAAAAAACAAACCGUAAAAAUAGUUUGGUUUCGCUGCUUAUUUAUCAAAAUUUAAAUCAUUCUAAUUUAAUUUUAUCGAUUUAUAAUUAGUCACAAUAUCUCAUAUUGUUGAUAAAUAUUUGAACAAUAGAUUUGUUACUACAUAUUUGCUAAUGCAAACGCACAAAUCUAAGGAUUAAAAUUGUAGAGGCUCCAGCUGAAGCAGAGGAAAACAGGUGCAUGAGAUUGUGGGGGAAGUCACGGCGUUUGUUUGUUCAAGUUGUGUGGUGAUAUGAUGGAAGCUGAAAAGGAGAGUCGGCUAAUGGUCGGGGCCGGAUAUAUAUUUAUGUAUAUUGUGGAGUACGGAGUAAAGAGCGGCAGCCAACCCACUCCACUAACGGCGGCGACGGCGACGACGAUGCGGUUGCUUGCACUCCACGGCUUCCAUAUUCAUGCUGAAUUGGGCAGGUAAAUUGGAAUAGACGGCAAUAGCUUAAUCGGGGGGUUGAUAAGGACGGGAGAAUUUUGUAGUUAUUCUCUUAAUUGUUUGUUUGUUUAUACUUUAUUAGUGUGGUGGGUCUACUAGCUUCUGACUAGGAUGCUCAUAUCAUAAUUAGUUGUGAUCGUUUAAUUAAUUUUAAGCACAUCCAUGGCGUUAUCUAGCUAAAGAAUGGGUGGUUCGUGUGAUUCAUACGUAUCGUGAAGGGAAUAGAUUCGCGGAUUGGCUCUCGAAGCACAGUCUCGUCUAUUCCUUUGGCACGUACGAAUUGGAUGAUCCCCCAUUAGAACUUGAUCGAAAUUGCCGUGAAGAUAUCCUCGGAGUCAGUUUCCCUCGGCAAGUGAUUCAGAGGGAUGCUCUUUGAAUUUUUCUGUGAUCUGUUCCCUUGCUCUGUUUCUCCACCUUCUUGCUACUGUGUUUCCGCGCUAUGUUCCUGACUUCUUAGGCCCUGGGCUUUUGUAAUUUUGGCAUUCAUGCCUCCCUUACAUAAAAAAAAAAUCUUACCGAAUAAAUCCGGCGAGGAAUGAGAUAGUAUGUCUACCUCUUAAAGGGUUGGAAAAUAACACCCCUAUUAAUCAUAGGUUUUUAAAGUAAUUAAUUUGCGUUGCAUUUAAUAAUCUGUAUGAAUUAAAAACACAUAUUAAUUACUUUCCUUUUUCAGUGUACUGGUAGUUGUAUCAUGCAAUUGUAUUAGUGUACAGGUGCAAUGAUAGUUCCAAAAAAAGAACGUAAUUAAUAUGAGUUCAGUAUACAGGUGCAAUGGUAGUUGUAUAAGUGCAAUGGUAGUUAAAAAAAGGAAUGUAAUUAAGAUGAGUUUUUAAUUUCCAAAAAUUAUUAAAUGCAACACAAAUUUAAUAUAAAAAAUAACUAUAAUUAAUAGGGGUGUCAUUUUUCCAACCCUUUAGAAGGAUUAGUAUGCUAACCGAUCCCAUCCGGCGAGGGGUGGGUUAGCAUGCUAACCCCCCUUGGGGUUGGAAAAAUGACACCCCCUAGUAUAUUAAAUACAACUAUAGAAUUUAA